UAUUAGUCGUCUCUCAACCUCAAAUUCGUCAAAUUAAAGAUUACCAAUUACAAGAACAUGAGAUGUUAGCUCUAUGCAACUCAAGACUCUUUUCUUAGUCUCUUUGCCCUAAAAUAAACAAUAAAAUCUAACUUAUAUAUUUAAUUACUAAUUACAAAGGUAAUUAAUUUUGUAUUCGAUAAUACUGGUUGGGAUACCAAAAUAUUUAGGGAUUGAGAUUGAGAUACCGAAAUUAUUUAGGGUGUAAUUCGGUAUUCGGUAUUUGGUAUUGGGAUACCGAUACCGUACCGAUUUCCACUCCUAGUCACACUUAGGUUGCCGACGAUGUUGUUUGGUUUAUCUGCUUUCUUCGUUUUCUUUUGUCUCAAGAUUGGAGAUUGCUUCCAAUCCAAGCUAACCGACAAGAAUGUGUUAGCUGUGUUGUCUUCUUGCAUUGUACAACCUAUAUAAGGCUUCACAGAAAUCAGAAUCAACAAGCUAUAGGGUUUCCCCCAUAUCAAACUUGUUGUUAUGGUAUCAGAGCCCUAGGCAGCCGCCACCAUCGCCACAAACGAAACUUCUUAAGCACCCACUGAGGCUGCUACAUCAGAACCCCAACCACAAACACAGACUUACCUCAUAGAGGACCCUUUCUUUCUUCAUGGUUCCGUGCAGGCAUGUACCAUCUUGGUGGCUGACAAGCUCACCACCACCAACUACAACAAUUGGAAUCGAGCAAUGCUCAAUGCUCUUUCAGCCAAAAACAAGUUAGGCUUCAUCAAUGGAGCUACUGAAGAACCUGCAGAAACAUAUCCAAAAAGAGGAGCUUGGGUCGGGAACAAUGUAAUGAUUCUAAGCUGGAUCCAACAGUCUGUUGAGUUAGAGAUCCGCAAAACCAUUUUUGUAGAGAAAAUCUGCAGCUGAGGCUUGGAAAAGUCUUCAAACCCGCUAUGGAUCUUGUGAUAUUGUUUGAGUUGCAGAGCUUCAAAAAGCCCUUUCCACCCUCAAGCAAGGAAACCAUACCAUCACUGAGUACUAUGGUCUAGUAAUCACUCUCAAAGAUGAACUUGAGUACAAUUAUUAACCUCUCAUUCCAUGUGAUUGUACCCCUACUAGUCACCUGACUUGUAGAGCCAUGAAGCGAGUUGAAGAGUAUCAGGAAACCAACUAUGUGAUUAAGUGUCUUAGAGGCCUUAAUAAAAACUUCUCAAGAGUAAGGUCUCAAGUUUUGUUUGGUGAUGACUUGCCCAACAUCAACCGAGUUUUUCAAAGGAUGCUAAAGCAUGAGAGACAGAUGUAUGGCACUCAAAAAGGCAAAAAGCCACAGCAUCUACUGAUGUUACUGCUUCCAGGAGUCAACAGAAGACAAGUUCCAAAUCAGAAGAGACCAUUCUACACAUUUUGCAAAAGAGAAGGGCAUACUGAAGAAGUUUGUUUUCAGAAGCAUGGUUUUCCUCCUGGAAUGAUCUCAAGGAUUCCAACCAUGGAUCCAAACCGAAUGCUUGAGUGCAUCUUUUGCAAAAAGCCAAGGCACAUUGAAGAGAAAUGCUUUCACAAGCAUGGUUUCCCCCCAACUACAUUUCCUGGAACAACUCCCAGUCCUAUGGAAGAGGCAAAGGUUCUGUCCAUGUUGCCAUCUCUAAUCCAAAGGAAGAAGUAAAGCUUACUCGUUCAGACUAUGAGAAGCUCAUGUCCUUAAUGCAUCCUCACAAACCACAAGGUUCUCAUUCUGCUGCAGCUUUUAUUUCCAGCACUGCCACAUCAAGUAAAUGCUUCAUGACUUUGCCUCCUCUUAAUGUGCUCCACAAACCCACCACAAGCUGGAUAAUUGACACGGGUGCCUCAGAUCACAUUGUAUGUUCAUUAGACUAUCUAAUAGACUGUAAACCAGUAGCCAAUGUUUAUAUCACCGUACCUACUGGCCAACAAAUCCAGACUACUCACAUGCGCACUGUAGCAUGCAGUGAUACUUUGGUGCUUGAAGAUGUGCUUUAUGUUCCCAAAUUCACUUUCAAUUUGUUGUUUGUGAGCAAGUGAACCUCUAAGACCUCAUUGAGCUUAACCUUCCAUUCAAACCUUUGUGUCAUACAAGAUCUGGAGCAGAAGAGUGUGACUAGUUCUGCUAGAUUGACAAAUGGCCUUUACUACCUAGAAGCCUAUAAUAAUCCUAAACUCAUCAAAGUCGUUAGUUCCAACACUUUUGACAUGUGGAAUUUUAGAUGAGUACAUCUCUCUCACUCUAAAGUGCCUCAUCUCAACCAGUUUUGUACCUCCAUUAACACUCAGAAAGAUUUACCCUGCGAUGUUUGCCACUUUGCUAAGCAAAGGAGGCUGUCUUUUCCUAUUAGUCAGCAUGUAACUUCACAUCCUUUUGAACUCUUACAUGUUGAUAUAUGGGGUCCUAAUUCUGUUCCUACUCAUGAUGGUUUUAAGUACUUUCUCACCAUUGUUGAUGAUUUCUCUAGAAUGACAUGGAUAGUUCUGUUGUCUCUCAAAUCAGAAGCUAGACCUAAACUGAUCACCUUCUGUAAUCAAAUGCAAACCCAAUUUCAGAUUCAAAUCAAACGAAUUAGAAUAUCAAGGCAAAGAAUUCAGUGUGAAUGAUUACUAUGAUUCCCACGACAUCAUUCAUGAAAUCUCUUGUGUCCAAACCCCCCAUCAUAAUAGCAAGGUUGAAAGAAAGCAUCAACAUAUCUUAGCUGUUGCAAGAGCUCUUCAAUUCUAGGAUGAUUUGCCACCUGGUUUCCGGGGUGAUCACUGUGUGAACUAAUCAACAUAGUUCCUUCUUCUGUUCUUCACAACUAAACACCCUAUCACAGACUCUACAACAACCCCACAAGGCCUCACAAAUUUGAAAGUUUUUGGAUGUUUAGUCUAUGCUUCCUCUCCAGCUCACAACAUAACCAAAUUUCAACCCAGGGCUAGAAAAGGAGUCUUCCUAGGAUAUCUUGCAGACAUCAAAGGUUUUAAAGUUUAUGAUCUUGAUAGCCAUGAUAUAUUCAUCUCCAGGAAUGUCAUUUUUUUUAUGAAUCCCACUUCCCAUUCAAGUCUAUCAACAAGGAUUCUCAACCUGAUCUAGCUUCUGGUCUUUUCUUUCCCCUUUCUACCACUGCUCCACUAGAUGAUUUCCCACCUCAUCCUGUUUCUUCUCCUCCUGUUCCUCCUGCUCCACCUUUACCCCCCCCCCCAUCUCCCCACCCAAUUCUUCUUCACCACCUCCUGCCCCUCAAUCAACUGUUUCUUCUCCAUCCCCACCUGCCCCACACCCUCCACCUUCUCCUUCUCCUUCUCCUCCCCCGCUACCCCUCCACCUACCAAUCAACCACCUUUGAGACAUUUUGACAGACACAUCAAGCCCCCAACUCACCUAGUUAAAGAAUACCACUACUACCUUUCUCAGUCAUCUAGUAGUGCUAGUGAUCAGCUUCAACAACAGAUUCCUAGACCAAUGUAUGCUCUCUCCUCUAUGGUUUCCUAUGAUAAACUCACUCCAUCAUAUAGAAAGUUUGUUCUUGGCAUUUCCUCCUAUCAAGGACCAAAUAGCUACAAAGAAGCUUCUCAAUUAGAGGAUAGGAAUAAUGCCAUGAAACAGGAAGUCAAAGAUCUACUUAAAAAUCAGACAUGGGAUGUUGUGGAACUCCCUCCAGGUAAAAAACCAAUUGGUAACAAGUGGGUUUAUCGAAUUAAAGUGCCUCAGGAUGGUUCUUCAGAGAGGUUUAAGGCCAGAGUUAUUGCCAAAGGCAAUACAGAACAGGAAGGGGUAGAUUACCAAGACACUUCUGCCCCAGUCAUCAAGAUGACCAUUAUCAGGACUUUCCUAGCUAUUGCUGCUCUAAGGAACUGGCACAUCCAUAAAUUGGAUGUUAACAAUGCCUUCCUCCAUGGUGAUCUCCAAGAGGAAGUGCAUAUGACAUUGCCAAAGGGUUAUGACCCUCCACCAUGCUUCAUCAACCCUAUUUGCCGACUCAAGAAGUCCCUAUAUGGCCUUAGCCGGCAUCUCGAUAGUGGUUUUCAAAACUCACAGACAAACUUCAACAAGUUGGUUAUGUUCCAAGUCAACCAGAUCAUUCCUUGUUUUAUAAAGCCACUGAUUCAAGUUAUACUUGCAUACUGAUAUAUGUUGAUGAUUGGGUUGUGGGUUGCAAUGAUCUAUCAGCUAUGGAGGAACUGAAGGUUGUUCUCCAUUCUGAAUUCAGCAUUAAAGAUCUAGGCACUUUAAGGUUCUUUCUUGGCAUGGAAGUUGCAAGAAACAGAUAGGGCAUUCAUUUAUCACAAUGAAAGUAUGCUUUUGAAAUCAUUGAGGAAGCAAAUUUAUUAGACUCAAGACUUGUCUCGACCCCCAUGGAUUACAAAACUCAUCUUACUAAAGAGUGUGGCAUUCCCUUUGCUGAUCCUGAACUUUACAGGACACUUGUUGGAAAAUUGAUCUACCUUACUACAACAAGACUAGAUAUCAGCUUCGCUACACAACAAGUAAGUCAAUUUAUGGGCAAUCCAAGCAUCAAACACUACAAAGAAAUUCUCACUUCUCAGAAUUCUCAGAUACUUGAAAUCUGCCCCUGCCACUAGCCUUUUCUUCUCUUCUCAAUGAAAGUUACUGCUCAAGGCAUUUUCAGACUCUGAUUGGGCAACCUGUGUGGAUACUCGAAGAUCUAUUACAAGUUAUUGUGUUUACCUGGGCAAUUCCUUGAUUUCCUAGAAAAGUAAGAAGCAGCAAACUAUUUCUCGAUCCUCCUGUGAGGCAGAGUACAGAGCACUUGCCUUCUCUGCCUGUGAGCUUCAGUGGCUUCUCUAUCUGCUUCGUGACUUCAAGGUUGAUAAUCCUCAGCCAGCCAACAUCUACUGUGAUAAUCAAAGUGCCAUAUAUAUUGCUGAGAAUCCGACGUUCCACGAACGAACGAAACAUAUCGAACUUAAUUGCCAUCUUGUUCGUGAAAAGUUGCAGCGUAAGUUACUCAAAUUGCUUCAUGUCUCAUGGCUCACCAACUCGCGGAUCUCUUCACCAAACCCCUAUCUCUAGCACUAUUUCUCCAUCUUGUCUCCAAACUCGGUGUGCAAAAUCUCUGCCCACCGGCUUGAGGGGUAAUAGAAAUUGAAUCUUGAAAAUUCAAUUCCAACUAUCAUUUUCUUUCGGCAAAGAAGAAGGUCAAUGUGGCAGCAUUUUCUCCAAGUUUUUCCACCACAUCAAAGCGGUGUCGUUCUAAUAGUCACACUUAUGUUGCCAACAAUGUCGUUUGGUUUAUCAGCUUUUUCUCGUUUUCUUUUGUCUCAACAUUGGAGAUUGUUUCCAAUCCAAACUAACUGACAAGAAUGUGUUAGCUGGUUGUCUUCUUGCAUUGUACAACCUAUAUAAGGCUUCACAUAAAUGAGAAUCAACAAGCUCUAAGGUUUUCCCAUAUCAAACUUGUUGUUAAUGGUGGCACAUUUGGGUCACAGAAAAGGGAGCCCAGCUAACAAUGGCGUGUGUUGACUUGGGGACAGCCACACUUCUCCAAACUUUAUGAUUUGACUCUAUCAAUAUAUCGUUCCUCUAUACUUAUUCUUAGGGGGGGCAUGUAUGCCAGUUGGCUAGCUCCAAUCUUAUUGGAGGAUGUAGAAUUUUUUAAACAUCAUCAAGCUAGCUAGGCUGCGGUUUAGACGAAUCUGAUCAUGAUCUCAUACCCAAAAGUACUUAAAUAAUAUUGCCGACAUGUUCGUAUGUUGAAAAUUAGCAGGUCAGAAGGAUUUCCUCCACAAGUUUGGUCAACGUACAUAAUUUGGUUUGAUCUUUAAACUAUAAUCCAUACUCCUAUAACGAUGACAUCAUCGACCAAUGAAAAGGUCCGAUACAUAUAAUAACAUAACGAUUAUCUAUAGAGUUGGUUAGUUUGUUAUUCAUGGGUGACAGGAUUUGGUAAUCAAUAUUCAUGGAUGCAUAUGGGAUUCAACGGUAGGGAUGACAAGUUCAAAUUGAGACGGACCGUUGGUAUCCAUUGUACUAUUUUAAUUAGCUCUCGUUAUUUUAAUGGUAAUGAAUUUUUCUUGUAUGA
Messenger RNA from Linum trigynum, 6008 nucleotides. Lineage: Eukaryota; Viridiplantae; Streptophyta; Magnoliopsida; Malpighiales; Linaceae. The record is from the annotation of a GenBank genome assembly.